AUGUCUCGUUCAACCGCUCAGCCUUCGUUCCAGGAUAACGCCGACUUCAAGGACGCCGAUCGAGGCCACGUUGCAUCUCUGGAGACCUGCCGCUUUAAAAACAAAGAUGGACAGAUUGUUUGGAAUAACGAGGACUAUGCUUUUCUGCAAGGCGAUUGCCCAUCGACGGUACAUCCGAAACUCUGGCGACAAGGACAGCUGAACACGAAGCAAGGUCUGUUCGAGGUCACGACAGGCGUUUAUCAAGUCCGCGGCUUCGAUAUUUCCAACAUGACGCUUAUUGAAGGCAAGACCGGUGUCAUUGUGCUGGACGUCCUCGCAUCGACCGAGUGCGCGGCUGCAGCACUGGACUUCUAUCGCAGCCACCGCGGCAACCGAGCAGUGGAAGCAGUCAUCUACUCACACUCGCACUAUGAUCAUUUUGGUGGCGCGCAAGGUGUCCUAUCGACGGCUACUGACAACGAGCCCCAAAUACCGAUACUUGCUUCAGCUGGCUUCAUGGAUGCCGUGCUUAAAGAGAACAUAGUCGCAGGUCCCGCAAUGCGAAGACGGGCUGUCUAUAUGUUUGGUGGGUCUCUACCUAUCGGACCAGAAGCUCAUGUGGGAUGCGGCUUGGGUACGGCGGCUUCCAGUGGCACUACGAUCAUCCUACCGCCGAAUGAUACUAUCGUCGCGACCGGCGACGUACGACUCAUCGACGGAGUAAAGCUCAUGUUCCAGAUGGUACCUGAGACUGAGGCACCGUGCGAGACGAACGUCUUUCUCCCUGACCAGCGUGCCGUCUACAUUGCUGAGUGUGCAACUCAUACUAUGCACAAUAUCAUCACCUUGCGAGGGGCUCAGGUUCGGGACGCAAAGAAGUGGUCUAAGCACUUGGACGAGACUCUCGACUUGUACAGUCACGAUGUCGAUGUCAUUUUCUCGGGUCAUUAUUGGCCAACUUGGGGUCACGACAACAUCGUCGAAUUCAUUUCCGAUCAACGAGACCUCUACGGCUAUAUGCAUGACCAGACAGUCAGACUGAUGAACAAGGGAAUGACAGGAACUGAAAUAGCGGAGCAGCUCCAACUCCCACCAGCAUUGCAAAAACAAUGGUAUGCCGGGGAAUACUACGGCUGCUUAUCACAAAAUGUGAAGGGCAUCUACCAGCGUUAUAUGACGUGGUUCGAUGGUAAUCCAGCUAACUUGUGGAAGCAUCCACCAAAAGAGGAGGGAACCCGCUAUGUUGAUUGCAUGGGUGGCCCCUCGAUUGUCAUUAAAAAGGCCAGAGAUUUCGCAGACGCAGGUGAUCUUCGGUUCGCCGCAACCCUCCUCGACCAUGUUGUAGCGGCCGAACCAAGCAACGAACAAGAGCAACAUGAACUGGCAUCAGUAUAUGAGCGGCUUGGCUUCGGUGCUGAGAAUGCUGAGCUACGAAGCAAGAGUCAGGUAAUAACACCACAAAAUGUCAUCGCCAUCAAUCCGCAGUCGACUGUCGAGGAUUGGCUCGACGCUCUCUCGCUGCAGAUAGACGGACCGGAAGCUUGGAAGACGUGUCUUCAAACGAUCUUGAUCAAUGUCCCAGAUGAAAAGACCUCAUGGGUAUUGACGUUGAGAAACGGGACACUGACGUGCCGCAGGAGAGCUCUGGGCAGUCCGCUGAGCAGCAAGCCGCCCAAUCUGACGAUGACAGUCAGUAAGAGCGAGGUGUACGACAUGAUUGCCAAUGGCAACAUAGAUGCGGCCAAGAGCACAUCGCAAGGCAAGAUGGAGGCGAUGAUUACUUUGCUGGAGCUGUGCAAUUUCGUGUGA
Molecule: messenger RNA, 1791 nt
Organism: Zasmidium cellare ATCC 36951
Lineage: Eukaryota; Fungi; Ascomycota; Dothideomycetes; Mycosphaerellales; Mycosphaerellaceae
Exons: 3
Coding region: 1-1791 (596 amino acids)
Biological process (GO): dodecyl sulfate metabolic process
Molecular function (GO): protein dimerization activity; linear primary-alkylsulfatase activity
Source: RefSeq, a predicted model, not a curated record